Molecule: messenger RNA, 1748 nt
Organism: Anneissia japonica
Lineage: Eukaryota; Metazoa; Echinodermata; Crinoidea; Comatulida; Comatulidae
Product: multiple epidermal growth factor-like domains protein 10
Exons: 4
Coding region: 51-1535 (494 amino acids)
Molecular function (GO): scavenger receptor activity
Source: RefSeq, a predicted model, not a curated record
UGUGCCAUAACAACCAACACUGCAACGUUGAAACGCAUAAGUGUGAGUGUAUGCCAGGCUGGCAAGGGAAUGAGUGUAACCAACCUUGUCCCGAUGACACCUAUGGACAGAAUUGUGGACAGGCCUGCAAGUGCGAGAAUCAUGUCAUGUGUGGUAAUAUAGAAGGGCAAUGCAUCUGUAAACCUGGCUGGACCGGUGCGACUUGUAACAAGACAUGCGAUGCCGGGUUUUAUGGUAUUCAAUGCGAAGAGAUAUGUAAUUGUUCUAGUUCAGCCACAUGUGAUCCAAUCUAUGGCAGGUGUACCUGUCCACCUGGGUUGCAUGGCGAUAGGUGUCAAACGACAUGUCCUGCUGGAUUUUAUGGCGUGAACUGUUCGUCUAGUUGUCUCUGUGACGUCACACAAGAGUGCGAUCCCGUGACUGGUGAAUGUGAAGUCAUACUAACAGAAGUGAAAACGAGAAAGCAGGAUGCAACCAAAUCUCUCACACUUGGAGUUGGCAUAUCUGCAAUUAUCUUGUUUCUGAUCAUACUCCUGCUUGGUGCUACAGUGAUGCUGUGUAAGAGAAGUAUCCGAAAGCGACGAGAGACUAUGACUAAUGCCGAACACCUUUGUCAGACGCUGGGGAGCCAUGAACUUUCAGAUAUUGGUUUAUCAGUUACGCGUCCUAAUCAAACCUCAGCACACGGCGGCGACACUUAUACAGUGGUUCGACCUCCAAAGUAUUACAUUGUAGAACCAAACAACUACGAAAAUGCGGAGAUAGCGAGGCCGUCCUCGGUAGCAAGACAUGAUUACGAAGACGCCGAUAACUUAACAAUUACAAAUAAUCCUAUUGAGCAUGAUCAAAGCUUAGAUGGCCAAUACGAAAUGCUGCGAAAAGAGCUUCCAAAACCACAAGAUGGAUAUAAUAAUUUGCGAACAUGGCCAAUGGCUACCAAGAAUGAGGAAGACUCUGCCUACGAUGUCUUGCAACUAAAAUAUCCAGGCGAAACAUCCACAGAUUAUACAAUCACAAAGCCAUACUCCCCGGGCGAUAAUGAACCAGAAAAUACUGAAUGUCCCCGAAAGGAAACUGUAAAUUCUUCUGAAAGCAAUCCUCCGCGAACCACGAUGUUGGUUACUUCAGAAGCAGACUAUGCACUGCCUAUCAAACGUACCCAUCACCAAAAUAAUACCUCGGAUUCAUUAGAAAAACGCGAGGAUUUACAAGACAGCAUGUCGCCUGAUGAUUCAGCCUAUGAAAGACCCGAGAAUUUUGAACAGAACUAUGCAACAGACUAUGAAGACCCUGUCAUUUCUCACAAAAACGUUGACGUCAACACACAUUUGUUUUCAGAUAAUGACUAUAGUAAGUUAAAUAGAAAUGCAGUUUGUAGAAAUCCUGACGAAGUAGUCGGUGGUGAUUAUGAGAAAUUAUCAAAGGCUGCAGAAUUUAAUGAAAGUGACGAAGAAUAUGAUACACUUCGGGUUGUCAAGAAAAAUCCUGAAAAUAUUAAUGGUAAUACGUACGGUGCCUUACAAGUAGGCAUGUAGGCCUAAGGCUUCUUAACUGAUAUAAAGUUUUUCAAUAAUAAUAUUUUAUUCAGGGAAUUUAGAGUAGGCCUAAUAGUAUUAUUGAUUAUUAUAUUGUUAAAUAUGUUUCAAUAUAGACGUUUUAUACUUUAAAUUUUAAGGUUUCAUGGAUUUGUGUUUUUUCCCAAUUAAAAUAGAUUAAAUAUUAAACACAGAAAAAUCUUUGGCAGUUAA